This is a messenger RNA of Salvelinus fontinalis (brook trout), 3650 nucleotides long. Its product is annotated as prolyl 3-hydroxylase 2-like. Bases 236 to 2290 code for a protein of 684 amino acids. Lineage: Eukaryota; Metazoa; Chordata; Actinopteri; Salmoniformes; Salmonidae. Gene Ontology annotation, cellular component: endoplasmic reticulum. Gene Ontology annotation, biological process: collagen metabolic process. The transcript is spliced from 15 exons. The record is from RefSeq and is a predicted model, not a curated record. Gene Ontology annotation, molecular function: iron ion binding; protein binding; L-ascorbic acid binding.
AUGUGUCCCUGACUGAAGUAGUCCAAUUUCCGCCCCACCGCCGCCCGCAACAUCUACCAAAGGACGCAUUUAAUGGGACACAAACCUUCAUUUUCAACUCCUACGUGACUGUCACAUUCUAUCUGGACUCCGCAAGCCGCCCAUGGUAAUUGUAUUAUAUGACUGAGGAUUUUGUACAAACUGCAAGCUGGUGCGCGUGAGUAGUGUCCCACCAAAGAUAACUAACGACAAAAAGAUGGAUGUGCACUUUUCCAUUAGUAGUAUCUUGUCAAUUGUCCUUCAAGCGCUCUUGUUGUCUUCUUCAUAUGGUUCGUUGGAGCCCUACGACCUUUUAUACAAUAAUGCCGUCGACGCCUUUUACAGAAGUGACUAUAAAGAUGUAGUGCGAUACAUGGAGGGAGCGCUCAGCAGCUACGCAGAGGUCCGCCAGACUAAAGUCCGAUGUCGACUGAGGUGCCAGGACCAGCACCCGUUUGAUUCUGUUUCCAUGGACCUGCAGUUCUUUGACGUGGUUCUCCGACGAUCAAAUUGUCAAAACGAGUGCAUUGAAGAGAAGGUUGGAACGCAGUCCAUGCACAAAGUCAGCGAGGAUGUCAACCAAGAUUUCCAGAGACGAAUCCCGUACAACUAUCUUCAGUUGGCGUAUCAGAAGCUGAAGCAGUUGGACAAGGCAGCGGCGGCGGCCCACACCUAUUUCCAGGCCAACCCAGAGCAUGUGGAAAUGGAUCAGAACUUAGAGCAGUACAAGGCUCUGGAGGGAACCGAUCAGGACCACUUUGUGGACAGAGAGGCCCGGCCUCAUCAGAGAUCCUUCUCAGCUGGGGUGAAGCUGUAUGACAGUGCAGACUACAAGGGGGCCAUCGCCCUGUUCGAGGAGGCCCUCCGGGAGUACUACAGGGCCGACGUGGCGUGUCGGGCCCUCUGCCAGGGGCCCCAAAGGUUCGAGGAGCAGGACCAUGUCCUCUACCGCUACAGCCUAUACGAACUGGUCUCAGACCACUUCACCCAGGCGCUGCACUGUGAACACGAGUGUGUGAGAGACCUGUCUACCCGGCCCGGCCGUCUGUCUCCCAUGGAGAACUACCUGCCUCUACACUACGACUACCUGCAGUUUGCCUACUUCCAGAUGAACAUGGUGGAGGAGGCGAUGGAGUGUGCCAAGUCCUACCUGCUGUUCCACGAGGGGGAGGAGUUUAUGACGGAUAACGUGGAGUACUACAGAGAGGCCGUGGGCCACGACGUCAAACCCCGGGAGAAAGCUGAGUGGUACCUGAGGCGCCAUAAGCAGGAGCUGGAGCUACUGGUGAUUGGCAGUGAGAACAUGCACGUGGAAUUUACAGAGGGGCAUUACUGGACCAGCACAGGUGGAAGAGAGGAUUCAAACAGGAUCCCCUCUGGUACAGAUGGAUGGAUGGAGUACGUACCCAUCUCAGAGAAGAAGAACUUCACUCUGGCCCCACCACAGGAGCUCAGAGAAGGAGGGCCCUUGGUGUAUGACAGUGUGCAGCUGGUCCAGAACUCAAAGGCCCUGAACGGAACUCAGAGGGUUCUUCUGGAUGAUGUCAUAUCUGUGGACGAGUGUGCCGAGCUCACAAACCUGGCCCAUACUGUCACUAUGGCAGGAGACGGAUACCGAGGGAAGAUGUCUCCUCACACUCCCAAUGAGAGGUUUGAGGGAGCCACUGUGCUGAAAACACUGCAGUACGGCUACGAGGGCCGUGUCCCAUUGAGGAGCGCUCGUCUGUUCUAUGAUGCCAGUGAGAGGGCCAGACGCAUCAUCGAGUCCUACUUCCUGCUCAACUCAACGCUCCACUUCUCCUACACACACCUGGUGUGCCGGACCGCAAUCAAAGGGCAACAGGACCAUAGAAAUGACCUGAGCCAUCCCAUCCACGCUGACAACUGUCUGUUAGACCCAGAGGCCAACGAGUGCUGGAAAGAACCACCAGCCUACACCUACAGAGACUACAGUGCUCUGCUGUACCUGAAUGGAGACUUUGAGGGAGGGGAGUUCAUCUUCACAGAAAUGGACGCCAAAACAGUCACAGCACAGGUGAAGCCAAAGUGUGGUCGUAUGGUGGGGUUCUCGUCUGGCGGAGAGAACCCCCAUGGAGUGAGGGCUGUCACCAGGGGGCAGAGGUGUGCAGUGGCCCUGUGGUUCACCCUGGACCCCCUCUUCAGAGAACUGGAGCGCCUGCAGGCAGAUGAGGUGAUGCAGGCACUGGACAACCAGAGCAGCCAAUCACAGUGGGACACAAGCCUCAACAUCAACCCCAAAGACGAGCUGUAGUAGUCCGCCGGCGCCCAAGCCCAGCACCCCCCAAAUCUUUAUAUCUAUCUAUUUAUUUAAUGAAGUUUGGAUCAGAACAAUUUUAUUUUUGUACUGUUUGAAGUGCAAGGUUAUAUAGUUGUGUGUGUUGUCGUCGUGGCUUUUAGUCUGUUGUUGUGAUUCUUUUUCUUCUUCUGUACAUACCAGUACUUGAGUUCACGUUUGGGUCUUUGUUUUUCUUUCCAUUGACUCUCUCUCUCUGUUGGGGUGAAACCCAGUCAUUGUGCCUCACACUUUAUAAGGUCCAGUUCACUUUGUGAUGACUUUAUAAGGACCAGUUCACUUUGUGAUGACUUAAAAUGCUCAGUUCCCUUUGUGAUGACUUUGUGUAGUGUGCGGGUUUGCACACAAGGUUGUUGCAAUACAGACCUGUCAUACGUAUGUACAGUUCUUACUGCACUGUGAACAAGCGACAGAGAAGAACAGCAGUUGACAUUGUCGUUUCUCUGUUAUAGAAAAAAGAAACGGGCUGUUUAUAACGUUUAAAACAUGCACUCAUAAAACCAUCGGUAGUGGGAUUAUCUCUUUCGGGCGGUGUAAACACAGUUAAUAUGUUUCAUCUAUUUAGUCAUUGAAACAUUGGCUGGAAUAUAUACAUUCACCGCGAGAAAGAGGUCAGGCAUUUCUUUACAAACAGGGAGCUAUAAUCCCUUUUAGUGACUGACAAUAAUGAUUGAACUGGUCUGUCACUAUUUUAUUGUGCACUUUCUUCUUGUUUGUAGUGUGAGAAAGAGACACCGUCUUCAUGACUCACGUUCCCUCCCUAGCUCUGGUCCAUGGCGUUAGCAAGCCUUGGACCAGAGCUAAUGCCUCCCGUCAAUUGUAAUCAAACGCAGAGCAAGAUAACUGUUUACAAGUUAGCUGACACACGGGCAUGGAGUGUGUGUUUUUUUGUUGUGUGUUUUAUGUGUCUGUUUUAAAGAUAGACAGCUGCUAUUGCAAUUGUCGGCAUUUGAUAUUAGAAGCUUUUUAAUAAAAGAUGUCAUUUAUUCCUGUUUAAAGGAAUUCUUAUAGGUGUCCUUUCCUUUCGAAACUUCCUCAUUUCAUGGGUCAAAAUAGACAGACAGGCACACACACUGUUAAAAUACAAUGGAAAGAAAGUGCCUUGUGUACUAUGAUAUUUCAAUGAUACAAUUGCUAACUAUACGUAACUUAUCCAUUUUAAGUUAGAUUAGUGUUUUAAUCUUAUCUUUUGAGAGGGAGGAUGGCCACUGACUAAUAUUUAAAUAUAAAUUGCUGUAGCACAAACAAAUUGUUGUAUCCAUCUCUUUUGUUGUUAAUGUGUACUUAUAAAUUAAAAAGACAAUAUUUCAUAAAAUAA